GUGAUCUUCCCACCUCAGCCUCCCAGAGUGCUAGGAUUACAGGAGUGAGCCACCGUGCCUGGCCUCUUUUUUCAUAUAAUGGUCAUACUUAUCCUACCCUUGAGAGGCUCCAUCCAGGACAGAUUGGAUGAAACCUUGACUACAGCUAAAAUAUAAAUGCUCUUGCCAGAGACUCCCCCUGCUGUCCUGGGUGAGAGGACACAGGACUCCACUUCUGAUUGGCACCGCUCCCAGCCCUGCCUUGGUUGCCUGGCAACAGCUCUGCGUCUCUAACUGAGGAGACACCAUGGCGGUUCCAAGGGCCAAGAGGGUAGUGGUGUACCGGAAUGGAGACCCCUUCUUCCCAGGCUCCCAGCUGGUGGUGACUCAACGCCGCUUUCCCACGAUGGAAGCCUUCCUCUGCAAGGUGACUUCAGCUGUGCAGGCCCCACUGGCUGUGCGUGCUCUCUACACGCCUUGUCACGGCCACCCUGUCACCGACCUGGCAGACUUGCAGAACGGAGGGCAGUAUGUGGCUGCUGGGUUUGAACGAUUCCACAAGCUGCACUAUUUGCCCCCUGGAGGGAAGGACCCAGGUGGGAAGAGCAGCAGACUGCAAAGUCUUCCCGCAACUCGCUGCCUGUGUGACAGAGCCCUUGAACAGGGGCUGCCUGCAGGUGCCCCCUGCUGUAUCCAUAUAUUUAGGAAUGGGGACCUGGUAAGUCCCCCAUUUAGUCUGAAGCUGUCCAGGGCUGCCAGCCAGGACUGGGAAACCGUAUUGAAGCUCCUGACUGAGAAGGCCAAGUUGCCGAGUGGGGCUGUGUGCAAACUCUGCACCCUGGAGGGGCUCACGGUGUCAGCAGGGGAGGCUCUGGUGAGUGGCCAUUACUAUGUGGCCGCUGGAGAGGAUGAGUUCAAGGCCCUCCCCUAUCUGGAGCUGCUGGUGCCCUGCCCCUCCCUGCCCCGGGGCUGCUGGCAUCCUCCAGGCCGGAAGUCCAGGCCCCACAGGCAGGGGGCCCAUGGCCACAGGGCUCAGGCAACCCAGCCCUCUCCAGAGGAACCAGGCCACAGUGAGCCAUCUGCUUUCUAUGCCAGACCCCAGCAGGACAUUCAGCCAAGAAGCACGCUCCCCACACUCUCGUUCCUGUCAGGAGUUAAGGGAGUGUACGGGGCUCCCCACCCGAGGUGGCAGACAGCAGGGGCCCAGGAAGUAGCAGAUAAUGAAGACACCCAGACAGAGGAGCCCUUGGAUCGGACGGUGGCAGAGACAGUGGAGGAGGCCCUGUCCCUGGAAAACCAGCCUGGGGCUGGGGCUGCAAUCUCAGCCUCAGCCCCUGUUCUGCCAUCUUGAGAGCCAGCAGCUCCAGACAGGAACUGGGGACAACCACUCUAGCUACCUUUUGUCUUCAGCUUCCAGCAGCCUGUCCCUGAGAAGCCAGCUCCUCCCCUGGGCUCACAGGGUACAUCUUCCUCUCCUAAACCCACAGCCCAGUCUCCCCUUCCUUCCUGAGCAGAGCAG
Messenger RNA from Microcebus murinus (gray mouse lemur), 1498 nucleotides. It is a transcript of the gene DCDC2B, whose product is annotated as doublecortin domain containing 2B. The record is from RefSeq and is a predicted model, not a curated record. Gene Ontology annotation, biological process: intracellular signal transduction. Gene Ontology annotation, cellular component: microtubule; microtubule organizing center. Lineage: Eukaryota; Metazoa; Chordata; Mammalia; Primates; Cheirogaleidae.